AGAUGAUGCUCAGAAUUGGUUUCUGGACUGAAGUGGAAUUGUUUUGGAAGACAUUUUUCAUUUAGAAACUCGGAUAUUGCCUCUGGCAACUUCUUCACAUAUAAAUAUUGGGCGCGCGCUCAAUAAGGACUCUUGUAAAAUGGCAAAACUGUUUCCCGAUGCUCUUUUGUUAAUUGUGAGUUUGUUAAACAUUUUCACCGUGGGUGCAUCAUUAUCCCGGACUGAAGACCUUCACUCAUCUCUAGUCUUCUCUGAUGAUCCGAACAGUGUUUUACAUCAGCAGACAACAGCAGAGCUCAUUUCAGCAUCACACUCCCGCACAAGAACCAAGCGCUGCACUUGCUACUCAUUUAAGGACAGGGAAUGUGUUUAUUACUGUCACUUGGGCAUCAUCUGGAUCAACACCCCACAGCGCACAGUUCCGUAUGGCAUGUCAAGUUACCGCAGCCCUCAGCGACUGAGACGCUCCAGUGGGACAGUAAGGAUGGUAUUUCAUCGCUGCACAUGUGCAGAGCACAGUGAUGCCCAGUGCUAUAACUUCUGUGAUGCAAGAAUACAGAAUGUGCCAGACAGAAGAUUGAUAGGACGUUCACCUGGGUAAAAGCACGUUACACCUUGGGCCUCUGAGAUCAGGACUGAUGAUCAAACUGGGCACCUAACUAGGUACAGCUUUUGAAUUUUUACAGAUUUGGAGCGAAACCUUCCCCACAUUCCUCACCGUGUUAAAUUUCCUGGAACGACCUUGACUCAUCUGGUCCGCGGUAACAAGUGAAUUCUUUAGAAAACGCUUUGCAGAUUUCAGAAGCGUAUCUGGGACCCGCUUCCUUGUUUCAAGGGUUAUGUUCACUUGUUUCAGCUUGACUUUACGUCUAAUACAAAUAUUCAGUGGAUGUCCUUGAAUCUGGGAGUCUUGCGGCAUUGGAAAUAGACCUGUAAAAUAGACUCGGCAUUAUCUCCACUUUGUGGGCUGAUUUUCAGAGAGCACACAGAGGGAUUACUGGGUGAAGAUGGAGAUGAAGUCGGUCUUGAAUUUUUACGUGUACCGAGGCUCCUUCACUUCCGCUGAUAGCAGGAAAUUAAACGUUUAACAUUGUUAUUGUGGAUGGACUGUUAAGAACUCUUAAGUCUCCUGAGAGAAAGAUUGCCAGAUUAACCGCCGCAAUUUUCACCCUCCUGAAAUUAUCCUCUACAUUUUUGCUCACUCCAGCAAAAUG
Messenger RNA from Onychostoma macrolepis, 1214 nucleotides. RefSeq names its product endothelin 3b (gene edn3b). The record is from RefSeq and is a predicted model, not a curated record. Gene Ontology annotation, cellular component: extracellular region. Lineage: Eukaryota; Metazoa; Chordata; Actinopteri; Cypriniformes; Cyprinidae. Gene Ontology annotation, biological process: intracellular calcium ion homeostasis; regulation of systemic arterial blood pressure by endothelin; vein smooth muscle contraction. Gene Ontology annotation, molecular function: endothelin B receptor binding; hormone activity. The coding region runs from base 140 to 601 and encodes 153 amino acids. The transcript is spliced from 4 exons.